Molecule: messenger RNA, 4311 nt
Organism: Oncorhynchus tshawytscha (Chinook salmon)
Lineage: Eukaryota; Metazoa; Chordata; Actinopteri; Salmoniformes; Salmonidae
Product: zinc finger and SCAN domain-containing protein 2
Exons: 4
Coding region: 2336-3475 (379 amino acids)
Biological process (GO): regulation of transcription by RNA polymerase II
Molecular function (GO): RNA polymerase II cis-regulatory region sequence-specific DNA binding; DNA-binding transcription factor activity
Source: RefSeq, a predicted model, not a curated record
AGUAUUUCAUUUGUGGUUCUGACGAGACGAUGAUCUGACAAAUGUUGUUUAUGUCCAAUCUUUCUAUAAUCUGUUGUUAAAUGUCCCGGUCUAGAGAUAUCGAAUCAAGAAUCUGGCGGACACCCCAGCACAAAAGUCGGUUUGUGAUUAACUUGCAUUUCAGGUGGAUUCCAUGCUCGAAGGAGUGAGAGGAGAAGUCAAAUGGCAGAUGGAAGCCUUCGAAAGAUGUCUAAAAUUGAGCGUCUGAACGCCCGUGUGGCGAAACUGCUGACGGUGGCGGUGCAUGAGGUUCUGCAGGUGGUUAAAGAGACGGUGUCAGAGUAUCAGGAGAACACGGCCAAAACUCAAAGAGAGAAUGAGAGUCUGAGGAAAAUUCUGCAGGAACUCCAGGAUAAGAUGAAGAGAGAGAACACAGGUGCUGUGCAGACUGUGACUGUCCAACUUGAGCUGCAGAAUUGUAAGCAGGAACUUUCCCUGGGGGAGGACACUGAACUCUUCCCGUCUGAAGAGGAGUUCACCGAGAUUCUCUCUCCAGAGCCACAUGAUGGGCUUACCAGCGAAAAACCCUUUGGAGUCCAAACAUUUGGCUUUCCUCCUAUCAGUUUGAAAAAGAAGAGCAGGUCGUUCCACUCAGCGUGUGGCCCAAGGAGCUUGCUGGCCGAGGAACGACCAGAAACGACCACACAGAGCAGAGAGUUAGAUCUUAAAUCUGAGAUAGGACAUGAUACACAUGUAAAGGAACACAACACUCUGGUGGCUGAUACUGCGCUGUCAGAAACACUAUUGAGUCAUAUGAACUCCACUCACACUGUUUCAAACUCACUUUUCCCAAACGAUUCCCCUCAGGCCUCUCAACCAUUGCUGACUUUUGAGGAGAUCAAACCAGAACCCGAAGUGGAAGCGUAUGUCACAUAUUCAACACCAAAGCAUUUUUAUGACUGUGCAGGCUCAAGCCACAUUUUACCCCAGACCCAACUCAAUCGAGAGCCUCUUCAACCUAACUCAGGGUCUUAUGAACUUGUGUACUUCCAGCCUAACCAAAAUUGCUCAGGGGAAUCAUUUGCAUUGGGAAACAAUGCUGAAUCGGCAUUGGACAGAUUUGAGGAACAGCACAAUACCCUCCCGUUUAGGAAAUCUUUUGGUGGAGCAGGAGGGUUGAGAAUACUCCAGCGACAUCUCGGUAGUGAGAAGCGCUACUGCUGUCCUCUGUGUGGCCGGUGCUUCAGUCACGCUGGUGAUUUUAAAAAACACAAGAGGGUCCACACUGGUGAGAAGCCAUACUGUUGUUCUGUGUGCGGAAAGCGUUUCAGUCAGUCAGGCUACCUAAAAAUACACCAAAGGUACCACACUGGAGAGCGACCGUAUGGCUGUACCCAGUGUGGGAAACGCUUCAGUCAUUCUAGUAAUUUCAAGAAGCACCAGCUUACUCACCUAGGAUCAGUGCCAUAAUGUAUGAGAACAUAAGGGAUCUUUGACUGAGAACUAUGGCAUUCCGUUAAUUUAGAGUUGGUCAGAUUAAGUGUAUGGGGGAAAUGUUCAGGAAAGUGAAAGGAUAAUAUCUAACAGGAGAGAAUUGCUUACUUUGUGUUUGACUUGACAUAAUUACUAAUCUUUGGUAGAGUUUUCUGAUAUGGACAAUAUUGUGAAAAGCUGGUAUUGACAUUUUCAGCACCAAAUCUCACUGAUAGAAUUAAUGCGCAAGACCACAAAUUACUGUAUUAUUCCUGACAAUGGUGGUGUGGGUCUGGGAAUCUUCCUAUUUGAUAUUUACUACUAGUAAACCUCUAAAUUUGAUUAGAAUGUGUAAUUCUUGUCAUUUUGAAUAAACAAAUAUUUUUCUCCAAAACAAAAUGUACGUACUAUUACAUGUAUGUGUUAAUAAAAUAUAUUCCACUGUUGGGACUACAUAUAAUGAUAAUGAAAAUCACUGUCAAAGUGAAACACGAACUUGAGGGCGCGUCCGUUCUGGCAACCGCCCCUUUACGUGACUUGCGGAAGUGACGAGCCCUGUGCUACAACAAAACAGUUCAGCCGUUAUCCACAAAUGGAUACAGGUGAGACAUUUUAUGUUGAACUUGCAUGUUGAUCGCUCAGACGACGACGAAGAAGAAAACAUCGGAGCCAAAACAGGCAUUGAUGCAGUCGGAAGCUAACGUUAGCAUGUCAGAGCCUCUGCGUGUUAAGAUCUGUAACCUUAGCAGCUAGUUAGCUUACAACAGCUACCAUUGUACGGUCAUCGAUGGCUUCAAAGUAAGCCCUGCCUUUUUACAUGAAACUUGGACGUUCUCACAGUCAUUCACUGCACUUUGUAGUCCUGUAACCUAAUUUGUAAAUCAUGUCGAAAAUUGAGCGUUUGAACGCCCGUGUGGCGAAGCUGCUGACGGUGGCGGUGCAUGAGGUUCUGGAGGUGGUGAAAGAGACUGUGUCAGAAUACCAGGAGAAAACAGCCAGAACUCAAAGAGAGAACUUGAGUCUGAGGAGGAGACUACAGGAACUUCAGGAAAAGAUGAAGAGAGAGAACACCGCUCAACAGUCUGCCCCUGCUCCCACAGCCAUUUCAGGUAAAACCGAGCAGGAGGAGGGAAGCGAGGGCAGCCCCUGGCCGCAGGACCCAGAGUCUACACAGUAUGAGGACAAACCAUUGCUCACCCAGAAACCGUGGAGGAGACUGGAGAUAGAGUACAACAACUCACUGGAGCUAGACCACUUGGAGGACUCAGAGACUGAGUGUAAUGUCACACUAACGUUAGCCGAGCGUAGCGGAGCGCCUCCCGAGAGGUCGUCACAGGUGACAGAGGCAGCCCUGACUGUAUACAUGCCUCAUUCUCUGUGUGACGCCGACCUAGACUCCAUGCACACUGGACAUAUGUCCUCCAACAUGUUACCCCUAAGCCAUCCCAGCUCUCCUCACCCAGGUCUGUUCUCGGGUGAAAUCAAAACCGAACCUGAGCACUUGGAAUAUUCCUCUGCCCCCCAAGAGACCCCAGACCAGAACCCAUUUUUUGAGUGCGAAGACUCGAAUAGUAGCGCAACACAUAAUCACAGUGCCCCGGAACCCAUGCAGAACAAACCGGAAAUGCACGGUGUAGUGCACUACAUCAACGCAGAAGGUCUAAACACCUUUGUGGACACGUUUCCCUUCACAUGUCACCCAGAGUUGGUCCAGGACGCCAGGCGACAAAAUAGGCCUCUGCUUAGGCGUGAGGAGAGCCACAGCUGCAUCCUGUGCGGGAAGACGUUCAGCCGGAUCGGGAAUCUUCGAAUCCACCAGCGCUGUCACACAGGGGAGAAACCCUAUUGCUGCCUGCACUGUGGGAGACGCUUCAGUCACGCUGGGAACCUGCAGAAACACAAGAGGGUUCACACUGGGGAAAGACCGUAUGGCUGCCAACAGUGCGGCAAGACUUUCAGUCAGUCCAGUCACCUUAAGAAGCAUCAGAGAAUUCACGUUGUCAGGCAUCUUAGUGUUGAAUAAAGUUUCAGACUUUCAGAUUUAAUUGUCCUUGAAUCAAAAGUGAAGUGCAUUCGUUGAACUUUGGCCUGUUUGUAUGGAUGUUGGGGUGAUUUUUGUGCUGCACCCCCAAAGCAUAGUGUGCCACUUACUACAUGGUCACAAGGUAUAACGUAGACCACACUUUUUGAGAGUGAAAUUGGAGCUAGUUUGUGUAACAGCGUUGUCUGUCCCUCUCCAUGCUCGAACCAGGCAUCCUCUGAACACAACAACUGUCUCCAAAGUAUCAUUAACUAUUGCUCCACAAAAGCUGCAGACUAGUGCACGCCGCUAACUAGCUAGCCAAAUUUGACAUUGGCUGCACUCAACCUACUUUGACCUCCUCUGGACAAAGCCCAACUGUGUGAUCCCGGUCAACAGCAUUCAUGUAACAGUGUUGCUUCCGUCCCUCUCCUUACUUGAACCAGGGACACUAUGAACACACCAACAAACUGUCACCCACAAAGCAUUGUUACCGGUCACUCCAUAAAAGCUCUGGCUUUUGCAGAGCAAGGGAAACCUCUACUUCAAAGUCUCAGAGCGGGUGACGUCUACUAGCGCGCACCGCUAACUAGCUAGCCAUUUCACAUCGGUUAAACUGGGAUCAAACCAGCAACUGGCCUGUAGAGCCAACAACGUGACUGUGACUGCACUAACUGCAUUCCCAAUAGUCAACUCAUGGAAGUGUUUGUAAGAUCAUUACAAUGUGAGUUAUCUUAAUUGACAUAAUCAAGCAUGGAUCAAUACACGCUAUAUGGACUGACAGUGUGUAUGCAGCAUGUGUUUCAUAGAUAAGCUGUUCAAAUAAAUGUGUAAUUGGU